Durusdinium trenchii is the source of this 552-nucleotide messenger RNA. Lineage: Eukaryota; Dinophyceae; Suessiales; Symbiodiniaceae. The record is from the annotation of a GenBank genome assembly.
AUGCGGGGCCUUGAGAUCCGCUGGAAGCAAAACCUGGAGAAGCGCCGUUUGGAAGAACAACAGGCCUUGCUAGCACUGCAGGAAGAGCGUAAGGAGCGGGACUACCGUGAGUGGCGCUCAGAGGUGCAGGAGGAGCGCUUGCGACGAAGACGGCUGAUUGCACGGGAGGAAGCACAGGAGAAAGAGCUCCUGGAAUGGAAGACGCUGGAACUUUUGGGACGUGAUGUGCUGAGGGAGGAGGAGUUGAAGAAAAAGGCUGCUGUGGAGGCUGCAUUCCAAAAGUCCAGUGUGCAACGACGGCAGCUGGAGGAGCAAGGCAUUUUGCCCUCACGGGUCUUGCAAGAAGCGAAGGUCCUGGCUGAAGAGCAGCGGAAGACCAUGGAGCAGGUGGGCCCAAAGCAAGCGGAGCAAGAACUUUGGGAUGCCCUGAUGGCCAAGAACCGCUGGGCUCGCACGCAACAGAUGGGCUCCACACACCCCACGAGUCGCGAAGUGUCCCGCUGGGGCUUCUUUGCAGAGAAGGCUGACAGGAGCCCAGCAGUCAGACGCUGA